AGGCGUGGUAAGCAUUUGUCAAAGCAACAUGGCGAGCGGGGUGGGCAAACACAAGCUGCUGUCUCUCGGCCCAACGGAACCGUGGUCGGUGCGCGAGAAGCUUUGUUUGGCCUCCUCCGUCAUGAAAAGCGGAGACCAAAACUGGGUGUCGGUCAGUAGGGCCAUUAAGCCGUUUGCAGAACCGGGCCGGCCCCCAGAUUGGUUCUCUCAGAAGCACUGUGCCUCCCAGUACAGCGAACUUCUGGAGACCACAGAAACCCCCAAGCGGAAGCGGGGGGAGAAGGGUGAGGUGGUGGAGACGGUGGAGGAUGUGAUCGUGCGCAGACUCACAGCCGAGAGAAUCGAGGAGCUGAAGAGGUUGAUCAAAGAGACCCAGGAGAAACACAGGAAGUUGAAGAAGGAGGCAGAGCUGAUCCAGGCUGGGCAUCUGGACUCGAAGCUGGACGACCUGUGGGGGGAGAUCGUACAGAAGAAGAAAACAGAAGAGGAAGAGGCGGAGCUUAAGAGAAAGGCCACAGAUGCGGCCUACCAAGCCCGGCAGGUGGUGAAGAACACCCCGAAACGAGUCCCCAGUGUGACGGUGCGUUCCCCCCUGGGGGCCAGCUCCCCCAGCCUGGAGUUCCCCCCGGCGGACACACCCCAACCCCCGCCUGAGGAGCCAGGGCCCCCGGCCACGGCUCCAGGCACGGCAGUGUUUGUGCCCCUGUCAGAGGUGGGCUCGGGCCCCAUCGCCGUGGAGACAGGCCUGGGGGGGCUCCUGGACGACUCCCCCCAGAAGAAGCUCCUGGGGCAGAAGGCCACGCCCCCUCCCUCCCCUCUGCUCUCCGAACUGCUGAAGAAGGGCAGCCUCCUGCCCACCAGCCCCCGCCUGGUUGGAGACGGAGACAUCCCCGGGGGUCAUGUGACCGGAGUGCUUGGACCUGACCUUCAGCUGGUGGCCUCUGCCAUGUCUGUUUCCCAAGCAACAGGUGCUCCCACACUGUCCCGCCUGCUGGAGGCUGGCCCCGCCCAGUUCCCCUCCCCCCUGAGCUCAUUGGCCAGCGCUGACCCGUCCAUCACCCCCCCGACCACCACCACAGCUCCCACACAGGACACCCCAGCCUCACUCAAUGCAGGAGCAGACGCCCGGAUGGGGCCAAUGAGAAGCCCCACGGCAGGGGAGGGGAAGGCGGCCGAACUGGGCGAGGAAGACCUGGUCACCGUGUCCUACAUGGGGGACGAGCUGGACCUGGAGACUGUGGGAGACAUCAUCGCCAUCAUCGAGGAGAAGGUGGAUGAGAACGCGGAGGCGCUGGACGCAGCCGCAGUGGAGGCGGCCCUCUCUCUGUGUGAGGAGGCGGUGGACAGCCACUCCCUCCCGGGCCCCUGGGAGCCGGGGCCCUUCAAACCGCCCGAGUCGGGGCCCCCCUCGGCCAGCUGCGGCCUGACGGACGAAAAGGGCUCCUCCCAGCACGACAGCGCACCCAAUCACGCCCACCCCGCUCCCCACGCCCCUCCCUCCUCCCUCUGCCGGGACCACGCCAACCCCCCGGGGACGGGGCUCGACCCCAGCAUGCAAGGCGGAGCCAGCAGGGGGGAGGAGGGGAGGAGGGAGGGAAGCCCCGCCUCCUCCCUCCUCAGCAUCAAGUGUGAGAGCGAGGAGUGGGGUGUCGGUGACACGCCCCACACAGAAUCCGUGACGGAGGAUAGCUUGGCAUCAGGGAAGCACUCCAAGGAGGUGAAGGAGGAGGAGGGGGGCAGCGAGGGGGAGGACGGGAGCGUGUCGGAGAUGAAGGAGUGCGGGGAGGGGGCGGAGGCCUACCUCUCGGAGGCGGAGCUGGAGCCAGCGGCCAGUGAGAGCGAGGACGGGUACAGCCUCCACACCGCCUCCUCCCUGCAGCUGCACAACAUGGCCGACUCCAUCCCCAGCAGCCCCGCCUCCUCGCAGUUUUCCAUGAGCAGUGAAGACCAGGAGGCCAUCCAGGCCCAGAAGAUCUGGAAGAAGGCCAUCAUGCUGGUGUGGCGAGCGGCAGCCAAUCACAGGUAUGCCAAUGUGUUCCUGCAGCCAGUGACGGAUGACAUUGCACCUGGGUACCACAGCAUCGUCCACAGGCCCAUGGACCUCUCCACCAUAAAGAAGAACAUUGAGACGGGUCUGAUCCGCUCCACGGCGGAGUUCCAGCGGGACAUCAUGCUGAUGUUCCAGAACGCGGUGAUGUACAACAGCUCGGACCACGACGUCUUCCACAUGGCCCUGGAGAUGCAGCGUGACGUUCUGGAGCAGAUCCAGCAGUUCCUGGCCACGCAGCUCAUCAUGCAGACCUCCGAGUCCGGCAUCAGCGCCAAGAGCCUGCGGGGCCGCGAGUCCGCCCGGAAACAGGAUUCUAACGACAAGGACAGUGUCCCCAUGGCCUCUCCUGCCUUCCUUCUCUCUCUCUUUGACGGGGGCAGCAGGGGGCGCCGCUGCGCAAUCGAGGCAGACCUGAAGAUGAAGAAGUGAAUUGUGGGUAAAAACCUGCGGCAGUAUUGUCACACGUCCGUUUCGUCUGCGGUGACCGAGGGGAUCGCUGACGCAAAAAAAAAAGGAAACCGGGAUGAUUUUAUUGGUGGGCCUCCGAUGUCCCAGCUUUUCCAUUGGCCAGAAGAGAAGUGAUGUCACAGUGCCAAGCUCGAUUGAUGUGGAAGGGGGAGGGACAGGAACGGUCUGUGCUGUGUCUUCUCUGAAGGGAAAGUGCGGAAACAGCAAAAACACCAUCCUGUGCGUCUGUUCGUUUUAAAACUAGAAUACAAAAACGGAAAGCAUUUCACUGUAUGUGUCCGUUCCGUGUUGUCCGUAGUAACAGCGUGUCGUUUUGUACGGUCAUAUCACCCCAUGUACAUAUACUGUUAUGUUGCCUGCUCGUGUGUGUUUUUUAACUGUGUAUGUGUCUGAAACAAUAAAUAUGAUCAAGAGAAA
This is a messenger RNA of Conger conger (European conger), 2935 nucleotides long. RefSeq names its product bromodomain containing 8a (gene brd8a). Gene Ontology annotation, molecular function: protein binding. The coding region runs from base 29 to 2479 and encodes 816 amino acids. The transcript has 20 exons. The record is from RefSeq and is a predicted model, not a curated record. NCBI's taxonomy places the organism in Eukaryota, Metazoa, Chordata, Actinopteri, Anguilliformes, Congridae. Gene Ontology annotation, cellular component: NuA4 histone acetyltransferase complex.